CCAUCCAUAUUGGCCACUUAUCGCGGUCGCAGAGGCAGCAGCCCAAGCAGGGAGGCCCAGACUUCCCUCUCCCCAGCCACUUGGGCCAGCUCCUCCGGGGGAAUCCCAAGGCGUUCCCUGGCCAGGUGAGAGACAUAGUCCCUCCACCGUGUCCUGGGUCUACCUUUAGGUCUUCUCCAGUUUGGACGUGCUGGAAAACCUCACCAGGGAGGCGUCCUGACCAGAUGCCCGAGCCACCUCAACUGGCUCAUCUCAAUGCAGAGGAGCAGCGGGUCUACUCUCAGCCCCUCCCAAAUGACCGAACUUCUCACCCUAUCUCUAAGGGAGAGCCCAGCCACUCUUCGGAGAAAACUCAUUUCGGCCGCUUGUAUCCGCGAUCUCGUUCUUUCGGUCUCUACCCAAAGCUCAUGACCAUAGGUGAGGGUAGGAACGUAGAUCAACCGGUAAAUUGAGAGCUUCGCCUUCUGACUCAGCUCUCUCUUCACCACGACAGACCGGUACAACGCCCGCAUCCCUGCAGACGCAGCACCAGUGAUUUGGAGGAGCUGCUUCUCAUCCCAGCUGCUUCAUAGUUGGCUGCGAACCGCUCCGGCGAGAGCCGUUAAUCAUGAAAGAUUAAAGUCAGAUCAGCCAAGAACAUAUAUUUUUUUGUGGUUUUAUUCAGAUAAAGCAUCUCAGUGGUUGAGUGGUAUGAGUCUACCCUGAGACUGAGAGAUCAUGGGUCCAAAUCUACUGUUAGGUCAUACCAAAGACUCUUAAGAAUGGGACCCAAUGCCUCCCCACUUGAUGCUCAGCAUGAAGGGCUGAAGUUGGUGGGUUAAACCACCAAAUAGUCCCAGCGUGUAGCUGUGUCUGCAGCUCACGGCUACCCCAGGGGAUGGGUCAAACGCGGAGAAAUCAUUUCACCAGUGUGCGACGACUAAUGGGACUCUUAAAGGGACAGUGUGUAGUUUGUAUUGUCAAUCUCUGGAAAUAUCCAUUAAAUGUUGUUGAAAAUAAAUUAAAUGAUGCCCAGUUGCUGAAAAAUAUUGGCAGCUUCUUAAUAUAUAAGCAUAAAAAUCUGGUCUAAAAUACACGGGACCCGGUCUAAGUAUCUGGGCGAUGCCUUAUUAGACGUCAUGUUUCCUUCUACGGGAGCCCUUGAGGACAAAAUGCAUUUACUGACCUGUAACGAACGAUUACAAAACUUUCACCCUUCUUAAACAUUGUUUUACACAUUUACCUCUUCACCUGUUGCCAGUAAUGAAAGGGAGUCUAAUGUGCUUUUUAUUUUGCUGAAGUUUGCUCUGCCCUGGGCCUUUUGACCCUAAUGGGCAUCCGUUGGUAAGGUCUUACUCCAACAUCAAAAUACUGCUUGCUUGCAACAAUUUAGGUAUCUACUGCCCCCUAUCGCCAGGAAGAACACACAUUGUCACUUUGACAUUGUUUUCAUAGUUAGUUCAGAAAGAAACCAGCAGGUGGUGCUAAAGACUGUUUAACAUAACUGUACCAAAUACGUUCAUAGAUUAAAACUCCAAAUAAUGUUGAAUUAUGAAAGUUGUUGUGUGUAUCAUUGCAUUGUAGUCUUACCACAAAAACAAGAAAUUAUUCACGUCAAAUUUACAAACAGGAAGUUUAAAAAGCAGCUGAUAACUCGUCUGUUCAGGCCGCCUCGUGCACUGAUUCUUCAUCGCUCCUCCUCAUUCAGCUCUUUCUUCCAGUUCUGCCUAUCCCGGAUCCACCGAUCACCCUUUUCUUGUUCAUUGUCUUUUUUCCUUUCCUCGCAUUUUUUAAUCACAAUUUUUAACUUUUCCCUAUUUUAUUUUGUUUUUAAUUUAUUUAUUUAUUGUUCAUGUAAAGCGUCUUGUGAUUUUAUCUUGAGAGGUGCUAUACAAAAGCUAAUUUCUUCUUCAAAUAUGUUUAUAAAUGUAAUUAUUAGUUAUCAUUUACUAAAAUCUUUUUUAUUAAUCCCAAAAGUACUGGAUUGUUCUGAUCAAUGUUGAAUUCCUUCUAAAUGUGACUAAUAUAGUUAAACUUUAUUGUCCUUUUCUUCUUAUCUUUGACUCAAAUUGCACCUUUUCAAAAUAAAAGUUGCACUAAAUUAAGGCCCUGUCCACACGUAGCCGGGGAUCUGCCAAAACGUAGAUAUUUUUCUACGUUUUGGCCUGUCAUCCACACGAAAACGGAUCUUUUUAAAAACUCCGGCUAAAGUGAAGGUCUGCGUUUUCUCCGUUUUGGGUGUCUGCGUGUGGACAGACAAAACCGGAGUUUUAAGGUCCGCAACGUCACUUUCCGCGACAAAAAAUGCUGACAUCACGUGUGCGACCUGUGUUUACACUAGCCGACAGCAUGGAAGCCCUCAGAGCUGCGCUCUGUCAUUACCCGAUCCAUCAAUUGUCCAAGCGCUUUCUGCUUGUUUGUUUUUAAAAGUGGAAUUACUGCUCCUUGCGGAAGACCACAGACGAAGGACGAGGUUAAGAACGGGGGAAGUACUGCCGCCUACAGGUCUGGCAUGUCCUUAACAACGCAUUUAUCCGGGUACGUGUGGACAGAGUUUUUAUUUUUUAAAUGAGGUGGUGUGGAUGCAAGUUUCUGGAGGGGCGGAUAUUCGUUUUUAAAAAACCCGGCUACGUGUGGACUAGGCCUAAAAGUAAGCAACUCAAACUGACAUAAUUGACCUUUAUGCUUAAUCCACAUCUGAUCUAAUUAAAAAUAACGUUGAGUUUUUUCUGCAGAGAAGCACCAGCAGAUUGUGCAGAAUCUCACAUGUUUGACUGUUGUGAUGAAUUAUUUAUGAUCUGUCAAUCAACGAAUGUUCUCCUGUCAGAGCCUGCACCUUGAAGCUUGCACCUUCUUAAUUAUGAGUUACUGUUGCGACACCAGACAGGUGAUAUGUCAAAAUCUUGUCCCAAACACUUCGAGUCACAUCACGCAAUCGUUUUUAGAACAAAGCCAUCAGAACGCUGCAAGCAGACGUGGGCCAAAUAGUCGGUACCCUUCAGCUGAGGCAGGAGAAAGCCACACGGACAAGAGUCGGUCAGACUGAAGGUUGGACUUUUUAAAUUUGGGACAACAAACUAACGACUUUAGCCUAAAGCACGGUGACCUUAAGGAGCUGGUAAACCCAGGUGUGACCUAACCAGCAUCACAGGUGUCCUCAGUCUGAGACACAGCCGGUCUGCUUGUGUACAGGUUAAAGGUCACAGAGUGUGUACCGCACUGAACAUGGACCACACGGACACCGACGUCUCAGGAGGUUAAAAAGAAAAUUAUUAAUCAACACGUUCAAGUUAGAUACCACUUUCUCACUCACUCACUCUCUCUCUCUCUCACUCUCUCACUCACUCACUCGCUCACUCACUCUCUCUCUCACUCGCUCACUCACUCUCUCUCACUCACUCACUCACUCACUCACUCACUGGUUCUCUCACUCUUUCACUCUGUCUCUCACUCACUUUCUCUCUCACUCACUCACUUACUCACUCACUCACCAACUCACUCACUCACUCACUCAUUCACUCUCUCUCUCUCUCUCCCCCCCACUCACCAACUCACUCACUCUGUCUGAAUGUCUCUCCACUCACUCACUCACUCACUCACUCACUCACUCACUCACUCACUCACUCACUCACUCACUCACUCUGUCUCUCUCUCCCUCCCUUUAUGUUAAAUGUAACUCUAACAGAAAACAAAGCAGAAGUGACUAGUAGCUAGCUGCUAUGCUAACGUGCUAACCAUGGCGUAACAGAACAGGAAGUUUGUUUCUUUUAUCUCGCAGAACUGAACAAAGAUUGCCUUUGUUUAGUUGGCGAUAGAAGCUGAGCAGUUUAUCAUUGAAAACAGAACAACUUAUAACUUGUUUCUCCCUAAAACAAACAACAACAAACUCCAGAUGUCUUUAUUUACGUUUUUUGGCAGAAUUCUGUUUGAUUAUUUUUAUUUCUGACUGGUGAAAAGCUGAAAGUCUAAAUGAAAAAUCUUUGAUCUAAAAACACUUUUGACUGGAGUGUAAAAACCAGGCAGAAUUAUUCUACACCAAGCAGCACGUUUAAAUGCUGAAACACGGGAAUGAAAAUGAACUUUGUCUUCAAACUUCAUUUGCAGAUGGUUGAAUUAUUGUUUAAUUUGGCGUUCCUGUUUGUGCGCGUACUUCCUGUUUCAUCUCCAGGUUUCCUCCUGUUCCUGGUUCCUCAUCACUCCUUUGCUCAAACCUUUUCCCUGUUGGCUUCGUUCGUCUGACCUCUGCUCCCGCGAAGCUUUCUUCUUCCGGAAUUCUGAAUCAUCGUUCUUCGAUCUGAGGACCUUUGAAAUGCGAUGUUAAAUUAUUUAUGGAGAAGCUAAAUAAUAUUUCUUGUUUUUGAAUCUUCUAACUACUGACAUGGAUGUUUCAGCAGCGUUGGCACACACACACACACACACACACACACACACACACACACACACACACACACACACACACACACACACACACACACACACACACACACACACACACACACACACACACACUCUCCAAUCUGUUCUUGGUGGUGAAACUUAACCUUAAUGACAGUUUAAUGUCCGUCCAUCCUUCCGUUGUCUACUCGCUGGUCCAUACCGGCUCACGAGGGAGGGAGCUUAAUGUGUCAAAUGAUAUUUUCUGAAUACAACAACCCUGCUGAACCUGUGAUUUUCCUCAUUACCACUAAAACAUAAUAAAUGUGACAUAAAGGAGCACACGCUAUCAUUGUUUGCCUCUGAACUCAUAAUAAAAGGGGAUUUUUGAGGGUUUGCACCAGUUCAGCGAUGCUGCGUUUGGGUGUGUGAUCGUGAGUUCAGAUCAUCGAGUUUCUGGGAUUGUUGCCCGACCCUCGAGGCCAAACUGCUCUUCAGUCUGGACGGGAUCCAGCGGUGUUCUGGGAUUCCAGUGGGGUUCUUUCAGAAAUGUUUGACAAUGAAGGUCUUACCUGCUGCAGGCGGCUCUCUGAACACCCUCAUUGUGAAGAAACAGAUGUGUCCUGACCUGAUUGAGCGCUAACAGCUAGUGAGACGGACCAUACAUUUAUUUUUCAUCCAUCCAUCCAUGUUCAUCCACUUAACCGGGGUCUUGUCGUGGGGGCAGCAGCCUAAGCAGGGAAGCCCAGACUUCCCUCUACCCAGCCACUUGGGCCAGCUCCUCCGGGGGAAUCCCAAGGCGUUCCCUGGCCAGCUGAGAGACAUAGUCCCUCCACCAUGUCCUGGGUCUUCCUUUAGGUCCCCUCAGGUUGGACAUGCCCGGAAAACUUCACCAAGGAGGCGUUCAGGCCACCUCAACUGGCUCCUCUCGACAUGGAUGAGCAGCAGAUCUACUCCGAGCCCCUCCCGGAUGACCGAGCUUCUCAAGCUUUAUUUAUUUAGUCUGGCUUGCCAGGCUAGUUUUUUUGCUGCAGCUUGGAUCACAUUUCUUUAUUUUUAAGUAUUUUAGUUUUUUAAGAUUUUUUUCUUACUUUUGCAGUCAUCAUUAUUAUUAUUUAGUUUUUUUUUCAUUUAGGACAAACCAGAGCUGUGAUAUAAUGUAAAUUUACUACAUUUACAAUAAAAAUAUGAAGAUUAAGGUGAGAGUGGGACGUAAUAAGUUUUUACUGAAGCAUUUCCACUUUCUCUUCGGUUCAGUUUCCACACUCAACAAAAAUAUGAACGCAACACCUUUGUUUCUGCUCCGAUUUUUCAUGAGAUGGACUUAAAAAUCUAAAAUUCAUUCCAGAUACACAAUAUUACCAUUUCUCUCAAACAAUUAUCACAAAUCAGUCUAAAUGUGUGAUAGUGAGCACUUCUGCUUUGCUGAGAUAAUCCAUCCCACCUCACAGGUGUGCCACAUCAAGAUGCUGAUCCGACAUCAUGAGUAGUGCACAGGUGUACCUUAUACUGCCCACAAUAAAAGGCCAUCCUGGAAUGUGCAGUUUUGUCUCGCAGCAAAAUGCCACAGAUGCCACAAGCAUUGAGGGAGCGUGCAAUUGGCAUGCUGACAGCAGGAAUGUCAACCAGAUCUGUUGCUCGUGCAUUGAAUGUUCAUUUCUCCACCAUAAGCCGUCUCCAAAGGCAUUUCAGAGAAUAUGGCAGUACAUCCAACCGGCCUCACAACCGCAGACAACGUGUAACCACACCAGCCCAGGACCUCCACAUCCAGCAGGUUCACCUCCAAGAUCGUCUGAGACCAGCCACUCAGACAGCUGCUGAAACAAUUGGUUUGCAUAACCAAACAAUUUCUACACAAACUGUCAGAAACCGUCUCAGGGAAGCUCAACUGCAUGCUCGUCGUCCUCAUCGGGGUCUUGACCUGACUCCAGCUCGUCGCCGUAACAGACUUGAGUCUGGCACGUUGGAGAGGUGUUCUCUUCAUGGAUGAAUCUCGGUUUACAUUGUUCAGGGCAGAUGGCAGACAGCGUGUGUGGCGUCGUGUGGGUGAGCGCUUUGGAUUGAGUGGCCCAUGGUGGUGGUGGGGUUAUGGUAUGGGCAGGCAUCUGUUAUGGACGAAGAACACAGGUGCAUUUUAUUGAUGGCAUUUUGAAUGCACAGAGAUACCGUGAUGAGAUCCUGAGGCCCAUUGUUGUGCCGUACAUCCAUGAGCAUCACCUCAUGUUUCAGCAAGAUAAUGCACGGCCCCAUGUUGCAAGGAUCUGUACACAAUUCUUGGAAGCUGAAAAUGUCCCAGUUCUUGCAUGGCCAGCAUACUCACCGGACAUGUCACCCGUUGAGCAUGUUUGGGAUGUGCUUGACCGGCGUAUACGACAGCGUGUACCAGUUCCCACUCAUAUCCAACAACUUCACACAGCCGUUGAAGAGGAGUGGAACAACAUUCCACAGGCCACAAUUGACAAUCUGAUAAACUCUAUGCGAAGAAGAUGUGUUGCACUGCAUGUGGCAAAUGGUGGUCACACCAGAUACUGACCGCUUCUGAGUCCCCAGACCCCCAAUAAAGCAAAUAACUGCACAUUCCAGGGUGGCCUUUUAUUGUGGGCAGUCUAAGGUACACCUGUGCACUACUCAUGAUGUCAGAUCAGCAUCUUGAUGUGGCACACCUGUGUGGUGGGAUGGAUUAUCUCAGCAAAGCAGAAGUGCUCACUAUCACACAUUUAGACUGAUUUGUGAACAAUGUUUGAGAGAAAUGGUGAUAUUGUGUAUCUGGAAUGAAUUUUAGAUCUUUGUCAGUCUCAUGAAAAAUUGGAGCACAAACAAAACCCUACAAUCAGCUGAGCUGCAGCUAAAGAGCUGAUAAAUGUUCGUGUUUCGUCACACGGGUGCUUUUGAUAAAAGAUAGAAAAGUUCUGCUCUUAUCAGUGAGGAUGCAGGACAUGAAGGUGCUGUGGACUUUAGAUAAAGUUCAACCAAACAUGAAAAUAAAAUAGGCUUGAUUUAAAUAUCAGUUUUAAUGACAGAUGCGUGUUUGUUUUUAUUGGUUUAGUGUAAAACAAUCGUUUUCUUAAUUCGAUUUUAGGGGAAAGUAAAAAGUUAGUUGUGUGUCUGACUGGUGGACGGAAAUAAAUAUUUGUCUAAUCACUGAAUAACGUCAUGGUGUAAACACGUUUGUUUUGAAUUUCAAUCUCUUUAAAUAUGUCUUCAUGAUGAAAUGUGAUUUUAAAAGUAAAAAUAAAACUGCUGAGCUUGUCACAAUAAAGGCACAUUUGAUUCUAAAACCAGUAAACUUAUUUCAUUUUCAUUUUUACUUUAAAGCGUUAUUUCCUGUUUCACUAAAACAAGAACCCAGCGUCUUCAGCCUUAUGACCUGUUUGUCUGCGGAACCCAUCACGCACCCCCACCCCCUCCCAGGUGGGUGUUCCGGAGCAGCAGGUGGGAACCAGGCGUGGCUUUCUAACAAAUCCGUCUCUUAACUGAAAGUUUGAUGGUGAGCUGGUGAGUGUCAGGGACAACAUGUCCAGCAUGGCUGCUGCUGCUGCUGUUUUCUGUCUGUGUGUGGGUAUCACGCUCAUUACGCACAGCGCGGAGUCCCGCAUCCCCCUGACGCAGGUGGAUGCGGGACUCCGCGCUGUGGCGCAGCGGGCCAUGCUCUGUGUCGUUGUCGGAGUGUCCCUCCUGGUUGCGGGCUGGCUGUACCGGCUGCUCUUCUGCCCGCUGGAGCUCGUCAGACCGCUCCAUGAUGUGGGAUACGUGGCCGAGGACGGUCGCUCCAAAGCGCGGGCUGCGAACGAGAUGCGCCGGAGGAGGAGAGUCGGAGACGUCCCUCCGGUUUAUCCGAACGGCUGGUACCGGGUCCUGCACUCCCCCAUGCUGCACAGAGGAGAGGUCAAAAGUGUCUCCUUUCUAGCGUUGUAGGAAACUGCGUGGAAUGUCCGUUUCACGGAUGGCAGUUUCGGGGAGACGAUGGCAAAUGUGAGAAGAUCCCCUACGCAGACAAAGUGCCAGAAAUUGCGAAGGUGCGCCGCUGGCCCAGCUGUGAAGUCAACCAGCAGAUCCUGGUGUGGUUCCACUGUGAUGGAGCAGAACCACAGUGGAGUCCAGAGAAGCAGGAGAUCACCAACGGCCAGUGGGUCUACCGAGGGAGGAGCGAACACUUCAUCAGCGCUCACAUAGAAGACCUUUCAGAAAACGCAGCAGAUGCUUCUCACCUGGGUCACCUGCACGCCGCGGGCUUCACCAGCGGGGUCGACCCGCUCCACUACAACAGCCAGACCUGGGAUUGUGUGCAGCACAACUGGAAGAUUCAGUGGGAACCGGAGUCAGAACCCAACAGUCACUGCUCUAAGAUGCUGAUAAAUCACUCACUAACCGUGUUUGGACACCACUUCAGUCUUCUGGACAUGCAGGUUGUGGCCCGACAGGUGGGUCCAGGGCUGGUGUUCCUGCAGAUAGACGACCGUUUCUUCGGCCGAGGCGUGAUCCUGCAGUGUGUGACGCCGGUGGAGCCUCUGCUGCAGCGUGUCUCUCACACCGUUUACUAUCAGUCCAACGUUCCGGCACUGGUGCCCAAGUUCUUCCUGACAGUAGAGAGCAUUCAGUUUGAGCGUGACAUCAUGAUCUGGAACAACAAGAAGUACAUAUCGCAGCCUCUCCUGGUGAAGGAAGAUGCUGCGAUCCAGAAGCACCGGCGCUGGUACGGUCAGUUCUACAGCCAGAACAGCCCGAGGCUGCUGCUCCACCGGGACUCCAUGGACUUCUGACCUCCCUGAAACGCAGCAGCAGACGCUCCACGUCUCAGGGGGCGGGGCUGAUACUACAGUAGAUGUGGUUGGUUCAUCAGAAGAGGGUGUAGUUUUUAAUUCUAAUGUUUAUGUGAGUUAAAGUGUGGCCCUCCAGAGCCCUCCAGCAGAAAUUGUUCUGGGGACCCCGAUACUUAUAAGUCCAGAUUACAUUCAUUAUGUUUGAUCUUGUGCGUGUGUGUGUGU
Nothobranchius furzeri (turquoise killifish) is the source of this 9338-nucleotide messenger RNA. The record is from RefSeq and is a predicted model, not a curated record. Lineage: Eukaryota; Metazoa; Chordata; Actinopteri; Cyprinodontiformes; Nothobranchiidae.